AUGCCCACCAAAGGAAGCUGUGUCUGCGGCGAGUGGACUUACGAGUACGAAGGAGAGCCCAGCGGCGUGGCCAUUUGCUAUUGCAUUCCCUGCCGCAAAACCGCAGGUUCCAAUGGCUCCUACAACCUCAUGAUUCCCCUCGACAAAUUCAAAAAACUCUCCGGCACAAACUUCCUCUACACGCGCACCGGCGACUCAGGCAAACCCAUCAACUACACCAACUGCGGAAAAUGCGGCACCAUCAUGACCGCCGACGUCCAAGCGUUGGAAGGUGUGGUAUUGGUCAAGGGCGGUACAGUGGAUGAUUUGACCUUGGAUGCGAAGCUGGCUCCCAAGGUGGAGAUUUAUCGCAAGACUGCGCCGGAGUGGUGUACGCCUGUUGCUGGGGCGGCGUUGAAGGAGGUUUCGUGA
Sphaerulina musiva SO2202 is the source of this 411-nucleotide messenger RNA. RefSeq lists its product as uncharacterized. NCBI's taxonomy places the organism in Eukaryota, Fungi, Ascomycota, Dothideomycetes, Mycosphaerellales, Mycosphaerellaceae. The coding region runs from base 1 to 411 and encodes 136 amino acids. Gene Ontology annotation, molecular function: carbon-sulfur lyase activity. The transcript has 3 exons. The record is from RefSeq and is a predicted model, not a curated record.